UUCUACCUGCUUGGCGUCGCGAUGCGACAGCUACCGUUGAAUAUGCCAACAAAGGUCGCGUCUCGCUGCUGCUACAAGACCGACGCGUGCAGCCGACUUGCGAAUGAAGUGACGUGCCCGUCUCCGAGGCGUGCCAAAGAGCGGUGGCAGUGGAGGAAUAAGAAGAGAGGAUGCGGCUGACGCCCAAGGAAUUGGAAGGCCUUCUAGUGCACCAGGCGGGGUAUCUUGCCCAGAAGCGAUUGGCGCGUGGUCUGCGGCUCAAUCACCCCGAAGCUGUGGCUCUCAUCGCUUGUCAGGUUCAAGAGAUGGCCAGAGAUGGACUUACUGUCUGUGAAGCAACGGAGAAAGGAAAAGAGCUUUUAGGCAGAAAUCAAGUCUUGCCUGGUGUGCCAGAGCUGAUUCCCGAAAUGACUGUCGAAGCGACUUUCACUGAUGGCACAAAGCUUGUGUACCUGGAGUUUCCAAUCUGUCGACGCAAUGGGGACCUGAAAAGUGCUCUGGAGGGAAGCUUUCUACCAGUUCCUGAUGUAUCUAUAUUUGAGAAAAGGAAGCCUGAUGUCCUUUCAAGGGUGGCCCCUCUGUCACUAGACCAAUUGGAUCAAGAAACAGUCCAGCUGCUGAGCAGUGUGCCUGGAAAAAUUUUGCCUUUAGAGGAGAACUCUGACAUCAUAAUUAAUGAGGGCCGAACCAUCUACUCUAUCCGUGCAGUCAACACGAGUGAUCGUCCCGUGCAGAUUGGCAGUCAUUACCCUUUCAUUGAGGCAAACAAGUACCUUGUAUUUGACAGAGAGAAAGCAUAUGGAAUGCGGCUGAACAUUCCUGCUGGCAUGUCCAUUCGCUUGGAACCUGGGGAUGCAAGGAAUGUCCCACUCGUGGAAAUCGCUGGUUCAAAAGUUGUUCGAGGUGGAAACAACCUGUGCGAUGGUGAAGUGUCCAAUAGGAACCUUCCGCUAGUUAUGGAGAGGGUUCGAGCGCGUGGCUUUGGUCACAGAAAGCAGGAGCAAGUGCACGUCUCAAAACCAUUCAAGAUGUCACGGGCCGACUACGUUGCCAGCUUUGGACCUACAGUUGGCGACAGGAUAAAACUUGGGGACACUUGCCUGGUGAUUGAAGUUGAAAAGGACUACACCCAAUAUGGCGAUGAAGUCAGGUUUGGUGGAGGAAAGGUGAUACGAGAUGGCAUGGGGCAAGCAGCUGGUCGCAACCCGGAGGAAGUCCUUGAUGUGGUCAUUACAAAUGCUAUCAUUGUCGAUGCACUUCUGGGUGUCGUGAAAGCUGACAUCGGAAUUAAGGGAAACGAGAUUGUUGGCAUCGGGAAAGCGGGAAACCCUGACAUAAUGGCGGGAGUCGACCCGAAGCUCGUCAUUGGCUGCAGCACGGAGGUCGUGGCUGGCGAGGGCCUCAUUGUGACAGCUGGUGCCAUAGACACCCAUGUGCACUACGUCUGCCCUCAGCUAGUCGAACAAGCCAUUGCCGGUGGCAUCACAACCCUGAUCGGGGGUGGCUCAGGACCAGCAGAAGGAACGCGUGCAACCACGUGCUCUCCAGGUGCUGAAUGCAUUCGAAACAUGAUGCUGAGCACAGACAACAUGCCACUGAAUUUCGGGUUCACAGGCAAAGGAAACACUUCGUACACUGAAGGUCUUGCACCGGAGCUCGUAUCUCAAGUGGAAGCUGGUGCAAUGGGGCUUAAGUUGCAUGAGGACUGGGCAGCUACUCCUGCGGCAAUUGAUGCUUGCCUUCAGGUUGCUGACUAUUAUGACAUCCAGGCCAUGAUUCACACAGAUACGCUGAACGAGUCGGGUUGCCUGGAGCAGACCGUAGAGGCAUUUGAUGGACGAACAAUCCAUGCGUACCAUGCAGAGGGCGCUGGAGGCGGCCACGCACCGGAUAUCAUCAGCAUCUGCGGGGAGCUCAAUGUCCUUCCCUCAUCGACAAAUCCUACCAGACCGUACACACGAAACACUGUUGAAGAGGCGCUUGACAUGCUCAUCAUCUGCCACCACUUGGACAGAAAUGUCAAGGAAGACUUGGCUUUCGCCGAGUCUCGGAUCAGAGUUGAAACUAUUGCAGCAGAAGAUGUCCUACAUGAUAUCGGUGCCAUCAGUAUCUAUACCUCAGAUGCACUUGCCAUGGGUAGAAUUGGUGAAGUCGUGAGCAGGGCCUGGCAGACUGCUGACAAAAUGAAAAUUUUUCGGGGUAAGCUGAGAGAGGAUUCACCGAGCAAUGACAACUUCAGGGUUCUCCGCUACCUUGCCAAGUACACCAUCAACCCUGCUCUGGCUCACGGAAUUGACUACUACGUUGGAUCUGUCACGCCAGGCAAAAUUGCUGACCUAGUGUUGUGGAAACCAUCUCUAUUCGGAGCCAAGCCUGAGAUUGUGAUGAAAGGAGGCCAGAUAAUAUCUGCUCAGAUGGGUUUGGCAAAUGGAUCCAUCCCAGUUUGCGAACCGAUUUGUCUGAGAGACAUGUAUGGUGCCCGUGGGCUCUCAGUUGGAAGAAAUUCGGCUGUUUUUGUAUCCAAGGUCUCUCUGGAAAAGGGCAUUGUUCUGGACUAUGGGAUUAAGAAGAUGCUCUUGCCUGUGUCCGGGUCAAGGAAGCUGAGAAAAUCGGACUUUGUGCACAACAACUUGACUCCAAAAUUGUCAGUGAACCCAGAGACGUACGAUGUCGAGUGGAUAAAAUGUGAAAAUGGAGAAGAAGUAAGGGAACACCUUACUGUGCCAGCAUCUGACCACAUUGCUCUCGCUCAGAAGUACUUCCUAUUUUGAUUGAACGGCUCUGAUGUGUGUACAUAUGUAGAUACAUUGCCAUCUCCGCUUCAUCUUUCACUUAAGCUGUGAGGCAUGACACUUUCACAUUGUGCUCAUGUCUAAAUCUACCAUUUAAAUUAAGUGAUGCAAUCAGAGCUGUGAUAACAAUAACAGAUGAAGAGAAAGCCUGUGCAAAAGAAAAUCUCUAACUGCAUUCAUAUUUAAUUUGUACAUUGCAUGUCAUUGCUGCAUAUACAUCACCAUGUCACCUACACAAGCAGAGCAGGGAAUUUGUGUCAAGUCUGUUCUCAAAGUGUCAUGAAAAACAUGCCAAAUUUUCAAACACAUCUUGAAAUCAGAGCCUAUGCUUCGGACUGCAUAAAUGCUGGUUUGAAUGAAAUAUUUCAACUGUGUCGACUGACCUGUAAUAUAUUCAAUAAAGCAUGUCUACCACGCUUACA
Dermacentor silvarum is the source of this 3214-nucleotide messenger RNA. Its product is annotated as urease subunit alpha-like. Gene Ontology annotation, biological process: urea catabolic process. Gene Ontology annotation, cellular component: urease complex. NCBI's taxonomy places the organism in Eukaryota, Metazoa, Arthropoda, Arachnida, Ixodida, Ixodidae. Bases 171 to 2771 code for a protein of 866 amino acids. Gene Ontology annotation, molecular function: urease activity; nickel cation binding. The record is from RefSeq and is a predicted model, not a curated record. The transcript is spliced from 23 exons.